This is a messenger RNA of Molossus molossus (Pallas's mastiff bat), 1765 nucleotides long. It is a transcript of the gene PON3, whose product is annotated as paraoxonase 3. Gene Ontology annotation, cellular component: extracellular region. The record is from RefSeq and is a predicted model, not a curated record. The transcript is spliced from 9 exons. The coding region runs from base 57 to 1130 and encodes 357 amino acids. Lineage: Eukaryota; Metazoa; Chordata; Mammalia; Chiroptera; Molossidae. Gene Ontology annotation, molecular function: arylesterase activity.
UGCCUGUUCCUUCAAGAGGGCUGUGCACCGGCUCUUUGCCACUGGAUGCCCGGACCAUGGGAAAGUUGGUGGUGCUGACUUUGCUCGGGGUCGGCUUGGCCCUAAUCGGGGAGAGGUUUGUGGUGCUUAGAGAUAGAAUGAAUGCAUUCCGAGAAGUGGAGUCAGUAGAGCCCCAUGACUGCCACCUCAUUGAGGGAAUUGAAUAUGGCUCUGAAGAUAUUGAUAUACUUCCUAGUGGGCUGGCUUUUAUCUCCAGUGGAUUAAACUAUCCAGGCAUUCCAAGCUUUGCACCCAAUGAGCCAGGAAAAAUCUUCAUGAUGGAUCUGAAUGAGCAAAACCCAAGGGUCCAGGAACUAAGCAUCAGUGAUGGUUUUGACAAAGCAUCAUUCAAUCCACAUGGGAUUGAUACUUUCAUCGACGAAGAUCAUACUGUGUACCUUUAUGUUGUGAAUCAUCCCCACAUGAGGUCGACUGUGGAGAUAUUUAAAUUUGAGGAACAACAACGUUCUCUGGUACACCUGAAAACCAUAAAACACGAACUUCUCAAGAGUGUGAAUGACAUUGUGGUUCUUGGACCAGAACAGUUCUACGCCACCAGAGACCACUAUUUUACCAACUUUUUCUUAUCACAAUUGGAGGUGAUCUUGGGCCUUAAGUGGACUCAUAUUCUUUUCUAUAGCCCAAGAGAGGUCAAAGUGGUGGCCAAAGGAUUUAGAUUUGCCAAUGGGAUCACAAUCUCACUAGACAAAAAGUACAUCUAUAUGGCUGACGCAAUGGAUAAGACCAUUCAUGUAAUGAAAAUUCACGAUAACUGGGAUUUAACUCAACUGAAGGCAAUCCAGUUGGACACCAUAGUGGAUAACUUAACUGUCGACCCUGACACGGGAGAUAUUUUGGCAGGAUGCCAUCCUAAUGCCAUGAAGUUGUUCAUCUAUGACCCUGAGGAUCCUCCAGGCUCAGAAGUACUUCGCAUCCUGAAUGUCCUGUCUGAGAAGCCCAGGAUCAUCACUGAAUAUGCCAAUAGUGGCUCUGUGCUUCAGGGCAGCUCUGUGGCUAUUGUGCACGACAGGAAACUUCUCAUAGGCACCGUAUUUCACAGAGCUCUACUGUGUGUUCUAGACUCCAGAUAAUCCAAAGAGUCGGCAAGUUCGGUAAAAGUAAACCCCAAAUGCUAUGAUAAGUGGGGCUGCAAAUAAAUCACAAACAUCAACAGAAGUGUGUCUGGCUUUUCUGAUGGACGGAAUUAAAGAAUCAGAGAGAUUCCAUAAGAUUCACCAGCUUGCAAGUGAAGAUAGUGGCAGUCCAACGAUAAGCCCAGGCUCUCAGCUCUUUUUGUCUAGCAGCCCAAUGUUCUUUCUGCAGUAAGAUGUGGAGAGUGAGGAGUCCAGCUCAUCUAGGACUCCUUGGUAACUAUGUGGCAAUAUCACCUCCUACAACUGUCAUGUUCUGAGCCUCCGGCAGUCCAGGUCAGAAAAGCUAAUGUUCAAAUAUUUACAAUUCCCCUUCGCUUCUGCCAACUGUGCUAGGCACAAACUGCUGAUCACAUGCCCAGCCCAUGCAUAAAAGCAAGAACUGGCAUCAUGAGACUCCCCAAAGACCUUCUCAAACUUACAUUCUCCCUAAAACGACACAGGAAAUCCGGUUCUGGGAAAUCUGACAGAGAGAGGCCUCACUUCGGACCAGCAGGGCUGAUCUCUUCCUUUGUAUACGUCUUUAUUUGUAUAAUUGUCCCCCUCUUAUCCAUGGUUUCACUUUCCAUGAUUUC